Messenger RNA from Schistocerca gregaria, 3367 nucleotides. RefSeq lists its product as uncharacterized. Bases 617 to 2995 code for a protein of 792 amino acids. Lineage: Eukaryota; Metazoa; Arthropoda; Insecta; Orthoptera; Acrididae. The record is from RefSeq and is a predicted model, not a curated record. The transcript is spliced from 10 exons.
AUUCACUGUCAACCAGAAAUCGCAAACUGUUUUGCUACCCUAGUGAUGACAGUACAAUGAACUCUAAAACUACAUAUCAAACCGUAAGUUUUGAUGAACGUCAAGAUGUGAUUCGACAGUUCAACAUCUCUGUUGAUGGAUACCUCGGAAUUCAGGAAUCGCAACGAGUAAUCGUCGAUAUCAUAUCGAAUGAGUUUCGAGUCUAUGUAGUGUUUUACGUCGAUUUGUAUUUAUACAGGUCACAAAUGUUUUGCGUUUGUAAAAUUUAUUUAUCUUUGUUUUAAUACCCCGUAGUUCAUCUUUAUGCUUUUAAAAAGACAUAUAGUUUUUGCUUGAUUAGUGUUAUCUCAAUUAACAAAAUUUAGGCUGCUUCCCAAAAUCUGUAAACAAACGACAUGUCCGCUUUAUGAUCAUGCACCUGUCAAACUAGCGUAAAUAUGACCCGCAAGUGUUUUAACGAUAAUGCAUCGACGGGAAAUAAGGGGCGAAGAAUACCGACUACAGUACCUGCAUUCAGGGAGAAUGGCAUCUUGCGAGUUUUCAGAUACCGGAUAUGAUUCAUUUGCUGGUAUUGAGAUACAGUGACUAGCCUAAUUAUGCUGGCGAUUUUGCAAGGAUGUUACCUAUUGAUAUCUGGCCGACAUGGGUGAUGUCGAUAGGCGUGGUUGUUCCACUAGUCGCUGCCCUAGCAGUGUGUAUUUGUGGAUGCAGGAAGACCGUUCCCAAGAAUGAGUUACUGGGCCUUGAUGGUGUUGUGAAAAUAACAAAUCCAGAAGAAAACUUAAACCAUAAUCACCAACCAAGUGAACUCAAUGACACCACAGUAACUGUUCGAAGCACUACACCAGUUACAGAUUCUAAUGAUAUAAGUAGAAGACCUGCUAGCGCAAAUAGAAGCCUACCAGACAUUCCUGUUGACUCGGAUAGGUCACAGGUGGAGAGCAGAUUGCCUCUUUGGGAGCAAGAACCAAAUGGUGAUACAAGUUCGGAGCUUUAUGCUACAGUUGGAGAAAAUAAGAAUGUGACCCAUCCACUCUCUCGACCACUGCCACAAAAUGAUGCACCUACCACUUCACAGCAAGAAACCUUAACAGAAGCUGCAGAGAGAAACCUGCAGCCAGCAGACUCAUUUCCAUCCUAUGCAACAGUGAAGUCGGAGCAUCCUUAUGACAAGUUGAAGUCAAAUGAACAUCCUUAUGCUCAAGUUGGAUCCUCUGUUCAAAAUACAUCAGGACGUGCAGUGGAAUUAAGGCAUGAGGAGCAUGUGAGAAAUGCUUCAUCAGUACCUCCAGCACAAAUAGAGAGUGAACCAAUUCCACCUCCUCGGACUCGACGAGCUGUCUCAUUGAAUCCUCCACCAGCGGAGCAAGCUUCUCAUGAGAUUCCAGCUGCUCCAGCAAUAAUGGGCCAUAUUCAUGCCAAUCAAGAUCUUCCUUACAUGACGCCACCCAUACCUGGAUUCAGUGGAGAUUCACAGGAUUCCAAAGGCUACACAAGCAUAAGUGUGCGUGAACCUCUAGCGAAAAUCAAAGCUCAGACAAAGGCGGCAAAUCAACGCAGUAGGACACAGGAACUGGUGGACUCCCAUUAUGCCACUGUCUCUGAUGAUUCAGAUGAAAUGUAUGCUGCAAUUGAAGAUCCUGGAAUGGAAUACACUAGUGGGAGUGACACGUAUGCACAGAUACAAACAACAGUACCUGAAGUCAUCCCAGCACCUGCACCGGUGCUCGAUUCAGAAGAAAUUAAUCCAGCAAGCUCUGCAUUUCCCCCCCAGCCUCCAAGUGUAGACAGUUUACGACAUGUUGCACAAGCACAUUCACGUCAAGCAUCAACAUCGAGUGCAACAAGCUCUGUAAUUAAUUUGGGUUCACCAAAACCAGAGAAGCGUCAGGCAAAUUCUCCCUUACCUCCACCACCUGUUGGCAGUCCAGAGCUUAGAUAUACUGUACCUGUUACAAGUCUGGAAGAAAUGUAUGCAAAGGUGAUGAAGAAGAAACACAAAUCAGCUAGUCAGGUGGAGACCCCCACAGAACUAGCUGGACAUCCUCAGCAGUCUGGAGACACUAGUAUGCUUGCAGAAGCUACUGCUAUAAAUGAGUGUAUUACCCAGAUUGAAACAAUUAGUGACAGUUUUGGUACUGUAACAACAAGCAAAGCUGUCCCAGAAGAAGAAGCCAGUAGCAGUGAUUUAUGUGCAUUACCCCAAGUGCAAACUGAAAUUCAAAAUGAGAGUGCUGUAUAUGAACACCUCCCAAAGCAAGGAAAUUUCAAAGAACAGGAACCUGGUUAUGAAAGUGUUGGGCCAAAUAGUUUAGUUAUGCCAUACGACCCAGGUUAUGAGGUUGUACAUCAGGUCCAGCGUAAUCCUUCAGACUGUGAUCCGAAUUACGAACAGCUUCGGCCACAACGUAAAACUGAUCCUCAUCAAUACAAUACAGACAACAGAGAGGAGGGUGGUAUGAAACAUGAAUACAAAGGCACAGACAGUGGACAGAAGAGAACAGAUUUACAUACGGGCUUCACGAGUGUAAAUCUACCAGAGAUGACAUUAACUACUGAUGAACCAAAUUAUGAGAGUAUGACCAGUGAUACUCAUGAACCUAACUAUGCUGUAGUUUCAGGAACAUCAGGAGGAGAAUCUGAUUCAGCCUAUGAAGUUGUUCACCAGGAUGAUCCUAACUAUGAAAGUGUUAAUUACUUCGAUGUCAAUAGUGUUGAGCCUCCAUAUGAAAGGCUCCAUAACGAAGAAGCAAGAGACUCUGAUAGUGAAACUGUUUCAGGUUAUGAGAAAGUAAAACUACAUUGCAACAGCUCACUUAGUACGUCACAGAGUGAGCAAAUCUCACAUUAUGUUUCACAACAAAAUGCUGAACCAGGUUACGAAGAAGUGAGACACACAUCCAGUACUGCAGUUGAUAAUGGGAGUUCAAAUAAUGACUAUGGAAGUAGUGCUAAUAGCAACAUUGAUAUUUAUGCUCGUAUUACAAAAAGCUAAGUGAGGUGCAUAAGAAUAUCAUUGUGUUGCAUGUCCAGUAUUAUGUGUGAAUGUUUGUGUGUGACUGCUUUUCCAUUAUUGCUGUGCGUGUGACUUGUAACUUUUUCGAUGACAGUUUAUAAAAAUUGUACAGUGAUAUUAACUGCCUUUUUAUAAUCAGAUUCUUACAUAUUAUUUAUUAAUAUUUUCAUUAAAUUUUUUAUACUGAAAGUCAUCAUUGCCAUUUUUCACAGAGUACCUAAUAUAUACAUAUAGAAAAAUAUGAAUUGUUGAUUUAUUUAGUAUAUUUAUGAUACAUUACAUUAAAGUUUCCAAUUAUUGUGGUGUAAAAAGCAAAUUAUUUAAUUUUUCAUUAAAUUAUUUUAAUUCUGA